AUGGAAUACGGUAACUGUCCUUACGCGGCAACCAACAGCAAGCCGGGCGAGAAGAAACUACGCACACGCAUUUGCGUCGGUUUUUCUUCUGAGGCUUCUGUCGAGGCCGUCCAAGACUACCUUCAUACUGGACUACGUCAAUUGGGUAGAGUCGCUGGGUGCUACCCUUCUCCGUUGCAGUAUGGAGAAAUUGUGAAGAUCGGAUCAUGCUUGUUUAUUCCUGCAGAAGUUAACUUCUCAGCUUAUGCAAAGGAGCUGAUGAGACUAUUUGAUUUCAAAGUACCUAUUGGUAUCAAGAUGGACUGGGUUUCUAUUCCGUACACGGGACGAGCAAAGUACAACGAACGGUCUCCUGGAGUGACUAGUCCACAUUGUUUCACUCGGAGGAUUCAUGCCAAGAGAGUUGAUCGCACUUUGAGGUCGAUUCUCCACCCAGCAACUACAAAACCUGACUUUCCAUUUGCAGCACUGGCCACCUACAUCAGUGAUUGGAAGUCGGCGCAACAAGGAUUGCUGAGUGUCAAGGCCUACGGUCCGGUGAAGGAUGCGAUCCUGACCUUGAUCAGUAAGUUACAGGAUUACUACAUUUUGACGGAGGUUCUUUAUCCAGGCAUCGACUUCACCAGAAUGUUCAAGUUUGCUACUACACGGUUGUACGGUUCUUGCACCCUGUUCAAAGUGCUCUUGUCUAUCAAGGCCACUCCGGCCCAGGCUGAUCAAGCUUCCACAGCUGCCAAAGACAAACCCUCUCCAACAACUGCCGACGACGACUCAUCUGAAGAGGAGGACGAUGAAUCUCAGGAGGGAGCGGUUUCUCUAUCCGGGGCAUUCACGAAGGUGACAAAGAAGAAGGUGAAGAAGCAGAAGAAGUCACCCCUUUCGGAUAACCUCAAGAAUCAUUUUCUCAAAGAUCUGUCCCCGAAUAAUAACUGA
Molecule: messenger RNA, 933 nt
Organism: Cylindrotheca closterium
Lineage: Eukaryota; Bacillariophyta; Bacillariophyceae; Bacillariales; Bacillariaceae
Source: the annotation of a GenBank genome assembly